Molecule: messenger RNA, 1530 nt
Organism: Meira miltonrushii
Lineage: Eukaryota; Fungi; Basidiomycota; Exobasidiomycetes; Exobasidiales; Brachybasidiaceae
Exons: 1
Coding region: 64-1449 (461 amino acids)
Molecular function (GO): protein binding
Source: RefSeq, a predicted model, not a curated record
UGAUGGUGAACAGGAUGAUCCCUUUGCCUGUCCAUAUCACAUUUCUGCACAAGCUUGAGAAGGAUGCUUGCAAUUCGAUCUGUUGCAGCAAGUAGGACAGCAUGUGUAGUCACAAUUGGUCAAAAAGCUGCAUGUAUGCAGAUCAGUUCAUCCAGAAAUGCUCACAGUCAAAGUCAAAGCGAUAGAAAGACGAAUCAACAGGAAAGAGCGAUUCGAGUGAAAAGUAUGCAAAAGGCGGCAUUAAGAAGAAAUUUUAAUGAUUCCAAUGGAUCUUUUAGCAAGGAUCGAAACGGUAGAGGUUAUGACAGAAAUGAAGCGAGAUCCUCAAAGUCAAUGAUGUCGAAUUCAUCCAUACGUGACAGAAGGCAUAGAGCUUAUGAUGGCCAGGCAUCAACUGAAGCUUUCCCCUUCCGGAAUCGAUACAACAAAGAUCAAAGCGGUAGAAACUUUGGCAGGAGAGAAAUGAGACUCUCUCAGCCGAUGAUGUCAAACUCAUCAAUACGCGAAAAAAGAUAUAAAGCUUCACAAAACUUGAUGCAAUUGUUAAGUGCAGACAUGACUGCUUCAGCCGCAUGCGAGGUGGCAAUCGAAAAGGUAGAAGCAAUGCAACCGUUUGUGAGGAGAUCGACAUACGUAUACAACCCGCUUUUGAGACAUCUGUUACGUGCGGGUAGAGGUACACAAGCGAUCAGAACUAUGCAAGAGAUGAAAAAGAAUGGCGUUUCCCCAUCAGUGGAAACAUUUUUAGCUUUAUUCAUGGGUGCCGUUCGUAUUAGCAUACAUGCAAAGAAGGAUACGAAUCUUAUCUAUAAAUUCUCUACCAUCUUUGACCAAUUUGUGGAAUUUUGGAACGAUGCUAUAAGGCACGAUCAAGGAAUGAUAGAAAGGGAGGACGUGGAUUCCGAGCCGAUGGAAGAGGAGAGAAAGGGAAAGCUGAUCAAAUACACAAACACAACUGCUGAAUCAUAUAGGACAACACAGAUAGAAGCAUGGGAAAGUGCAAUUGUCGGAUAUGUCAAAUUUUGCAAAGCGAUGGACCAUUACUUGGAGUUCAUGCUGUAUUUAGGCUUUGACGAGAAAGCAGCAAGAGUAUUUUUGGGCUCUGCCGAAUUGGCCAAACCGGCUUGGUCUAAGUCAGGCAAAAACUAUGCACCGGGAAUGGUUCAAACAUUAGCAAGAAGAAUCUUGGCCCAUGAUCACAAACCAAGCAAAAAGACUCGAGACGAGGAAGUAUGGCAAGAAGCAAUUGAACAUGCACGCUUAGCGAUUAAAGACGAAGAAGGAAAUCGUGCAUUGAAGUUACUCGAUCGACAAGUAGAGGAGAGAAGAUGGAAGACCAUGCAGAGAUCCAAUCAAUUCUCUUUAGCGCUGUCAGAGGAAGAUCGACGUCAACUCUUCGAUGAAGAGACGGCUAAUGACGGACCGCCACGAUCAAGUUCCCGAGUGUGAUUAUUGUAAUUUAGAAGCCUUUACUGUAUUUGUACUUGCCUAUCAGAUACAAUCAUAUCAUGAUGCAUUAAAAUGACUCUA